AAGUUGUCGGAAGGGAAGGGAAGCAAGCUAACAACAACGCCCACGCCGGCCCAUGCCCCCCCUCACUCAAUCAAGGUUUAGAGGAGGAGGAAGAGGAAGAGGAGGAGCAUUGUGGUGCGGCAAAUAAUUGUCCUUCUCUAUCUCUGCUCUUCGGGUCAUUCCGCGGUGUCGGAUUUUGUCUUCGCAGCAUGAUGUCUGUGGCCGUGCUCCUCACUUCAGGUGGAUCAUUCAUGUAGCCGCAAACAGCUAUUGGAUUUUAGGGAGGGGAUGGAUGGUGUCGGAAUGGGAGCAUCCUUUCCCUCUGUUUCUAUUCGCCCUCUGUAGGGUUUCUGUUUCGCUUUCACUCGCUGUUAUAAGGUUUGAAGUUCUAAUUGUGCUUUGCCGCUUCCUGCUGCAUCUUGUUCAAUUCUUUCUUUGCGUGGAUUGGAAUUUCAAUUGCGGUACGAUGCGUGAUUUUCUUGUUAAAACUGAUGGUGGGUUGAGCUGGGAGUGGUGUAGCUUCUUGCUAGCGAGUUCUCUUGGAUUGGAGCUGGUUGAGGAGCUAGAUCAUCGUCUGAAGACGUUGCGUGGCCUGAAUCCCAAAUUGUGGCCAUGGCCGAAGAGGAUCCCGAUACGAUGAACAGGGAUAAUCCCGAACCCGCUACGGAAGGGGAGAAUAUCUGUUUGUGGACGAAACUACCCCGGGAAUUGCAACAUAAGGUGCUCAGCUACUUGCCCCUUCGAAACUUGUUCCAGGUUCGGUGUGUGUGCAAAGACUGGCGCUACGUAAUCCAUCGUCGUGGCUUUCGUAGUUUGUACGAUGGAAGGUACGCCUCAGAAUGUCCUAGUCCUGCAAUCUGUUAUGCGGGAUCUUACUACCCGAGUAGUCUCGAGUGGUCAAUUUAUGAUUAUGUCGACAAAGUAUGGAAGAAGAUGAGGAGCUUUCCUCCUCAAACUAGAGUGGAGCACUCUCUUGUCGAUCAGAGCAUUUACUCUGUAGAAGGGCUUCUUUGUUUGCUCCUCUGGAAGCAAGAGCAGAAUAUUCGAACUCAUUUCCCCUGGUUAGUUUGGAACCCUCUCACCAACAAGUGGAAGAAUCUUCCCACCUGUAAGCACAAAACUGUCAAUCGCGGCACUUUCUUUGUGCAUGCCUAUGCGGAUGUCAGUUCCAAGACCUACAAAAUUCUGAUGGCUCAUAACCCAAAGCAACACCCUUACCAGUACAUGGAGUCCGACACAAGGUUGGUGACCGAGAUCUAUGAUUCAGCAACUGGGACGUGGACGGAAUCUCCAGAGUACAAACUCCAGCUUCCUUUGAGUUCUUCAUUUAAUCAAGCACCUAAAAGAGGCAUGCUUUGUAAUGGUAUGGUCUACUUUGUUACAAGCACGUCAAAUGAGAAUAUUCUCUUGUCAUAUGACAUAAAGAACGAUCAAUGGCAUGAGGAGACUACUGACGAGGAGGAACGCAUGGAGAUUUUUGAGUGGGACGGUCAUGUGAUGACAGCCCUGCCUUUGCUUGUUGAUGAUUUUUUUAUUGAAGAAAAUGGAUACCGGAUUUUGCUUUUCGAGAGGAAUCCUGAUACGAAGAGGUGGGAAGAUACUGGAAUCGAGAUUCCUUAUAAGAUUAGAAAUAAGUUUUUCGAGGAUGAGGAGGGUGUUGAAAUAGUUGCUAGUGGAAAUCAUCUCGCCAUUACUGGUUAUACGAGAGAUGGAAGUUUUAGGAUUGCAGUUUACAAGAAAGCAGAGAAGUAUUGGAGAUUUCCUCCAACUGCGUCCUUCUCUGAUAAGAUGCGGCAAGCCAGGGUAGAAGGGUUGUUCCAAUUUAAACCAAGAUUAGACUGGAUCCCUUGAGAGAUUUUGGAUAAUUAUAAACUGUAUCAGUUCUGGAAGGGGUUGGUGGCGUCCAUAUAGAUAACUUCAAUCCCGGCUUACAUGAUACUGCUGCACGUCUGAGUUGUAGUUCACGUUUGAUGUGUGAUACCACAGUUUUUUACUGCGAAAUUGUAGAUUUUUAGUACUUGAGUUGUUUUGCUUUCGAUA
Molecule: messenger RNA, 2019 nt
Organism: Physcomitrium patens
Lineage: Eukaryota; Viridiplantae; Streptophyta; Bryopsida; Funariales; Funariaceae
Source: RefSeq, a predicted model, not a curated record